UGGGGAGUUAGGUUGUUUUUGUUGCCAUUAAGUUAAGCAAUAUUUACUGACAUGCUAUGUGGAACCGCCUGCUUAAGAAAUGGAAUCAAUAUCGAUAUCGAUUUGUUCCCUGGCUGGCUAUCAACUUGAAACACAGAGCUCGGCGAUCAGUCCCCUAAGGGUCAACCAGACAAGAUUAUCGCGGAUGAAGAUGUUGAGAAGACUUUGUUAAACUUCUUCACAGCUCUCCAUGACACCUCUCAGGAUGGGAUAGAUAAAAUGGUCCCAAUGGUCAGGUGGGACGCCACGUAAAUUGCCGCAAGAGGUAUGCUCAGAGAACUUAGACCUGAUGUUUACCCACCUGGGCUAUGCUGUGCAGAGGUGCACAAGUCAGUUAGCAACAGGAGGGACAGGUGUGGCUGUGUGUAGAGGCACGGUUCCCCCAGGCGCCAUCGUCUCCAUGUACCCAGGCACCAUAUACCUACCCUAUGAGCCGAUAUUCUUCGCCAGUCUUGCUAACCCGUUUAUUUUCCGUUGUCUGGAUGGAACUCUGAUUGACGGCAAUGACAAACACUUAUCAUGGAUUAUAUACAGGUCAUGCUGCCAAAGAGACCGUAUUGGACUGUACCCACUGGGAGAUCUCAGCUGGUUAACAAAGUUUCCUGUGAAUCCAUUGGCUGUAGGGCAAUAUGUCAAUAACCAAUCAACACGUUUUGCAGCUAAUGUGGCUUAUCAAGAGUUUGGACAUCCCAGAAGACUUUUCCUCUGCCACUGAGACAGUUCAUUCCAAAUGUUCAUCUAAGGGGAGAGAACUCUGACACAGGGUCACACCAAGAGAGGUUGACCAGAGUUGUGGUUCUUGUGUCGACAAGACAAAUAGAAGAAGGGGAGGAAUUGUUUUCUUCAUAUUUCACUUUAGUCCACUGAUCAUCAUACUUCACCUUAGUCCAUUAAUGGUCAGAUUUCACCUUAGUCCACUGAUCAUAAUGCUUCACCUUAGUCCAUUGAUGGCCAGAUUUCACCUUAGUCCACUGAUCAUCAUACUUCACCUUAGUCUAUUGAUAGUCAGAUUUCACCUUAGUCCACUGAUCAUCGUGCUUCACCUUAUUCCAUUGAUAGUCAGAUUUCACCUUAGUCCACUGAUCAUCAUGCUUCACCUUAGUCCAUUGAUGGUGAGAUUUCACCUUAGUCCACUGAUCAUCAUGCUUCACCAUAGUCCAUUGAUAGUCAGAUUUCACCUUAGUCCACUGAUCAUCAUGAUUCACCUUAGUCCGUUGAUAGUCAGAUUUCACCUUAGUCCACUGAUCAUCAUACUUCACCUUAGUCUAUUGAUAGUCAGAUUUCACCUUAGUCCACUGAUCAUCAUGAUUCACCUUAGUCCGUUGAUAGUCAGAUUUCACCUUAGUCCACUGAUCAUCAUACUUCACCUUAGUCUGUUGAUAGUCAGAUUUCACCUUAGUCCACUGAUCAUCAUGCUUCACCUUAGUCCAUUGAUGGUGAGAUUUUACCUUAGUCCACUGAUCAUCAUACUUCACCUUAUCUGUGUACUGCUAUCUGAAAACUUAUUUGUUAUUACAUGUAUUAGAAAACAGUUUGAAUAUUCUGUGGAAAUGAUGACAGCUGCUUUAAUUUGUGUGCGCGUGAUACUGUUAGUCUUAAUUACUGUCUGUUAUUGUAACACGUCAUAUCUGUGAUGGUCAUCUUCCUGUGAUACCUGAGAAGUGCAUCUGAUAUUGCAGAUAUUUAUUCUGCAAGAAGACAUUGCAGGGCUGCGGGACAUUGUAUACACGCUUACUGUGCAUA
Messenger RNA from Liolophura sinensis, 1782 nucleotides. Its product is annotated as SET domain-containing protein 9-like. The transcript has 6 exons. The coding region runs from base 329 to 754 and encodes 141 amino acids. Lineage: Eukaryota; Metazoa; Mollusca; Polyplacophora; Chitonida; Chitonidae. The record is from RefSeq and is a predicted model, not a curated record.